GUAGUAUGCAUAAACCCUCAUUACGAAUAACCAACACGUGGGAUGUAGAGUGAAAUUUUCUUUCACGAGUUCUCAUUAAUUGUAACUUGUAAUUCAAAUUAAAAUUAUGAUGGAUACAGAAGAGAUUAUAGUGAUAGAAAAAGUAAUGGAAGAUAGAAAUUUAAAUAAUGAAUUUAUAAACUGUACGUCAAAUAUUGAUGAAAGUAACAAUGUUCCAAGUACUAAUGAAGAUAAUUUAUCAACAUACAAAAAAGAUAUACAAAUUGUGGCAAAUCAAUGCACAGAUGAUUGUGAAGUAAUUAUAAUUAAUAAUGUAGAAACUCAACAAAAUUCUAAUAAAAAAGAUAACCUAAAUGAACGAGAGAACAAAUCAGCUGUGCUAUCAAAUAUUAAACAAAAUGAGGUAUUCAUCAACAAUAGUGACAAAAAUCAAGACAAAGAUAUAAUAUUAAAAAACUUAAAACAGAAGAAAGAUGAUGACAUUUAUAUUGUACAUGAAGUAAAUACAAUAUCGUCAGCUCAAAAAAGUGAUAAAGUGUCUUCUCUCGAUAGUAUUGCUAUAGAAUAUGGAGAUUCUGAUUCAGAAAUAGAAUUUAAUAUUGAUGAGAUUAAAUGUGAUUACAAUCAAAGUCAACCUUUGAAAGAAAUACAAAUGCAAACUUAUAGACAAAAUAAAGAAGUAUCAUCCAGUGAAGAAAGUGAUGAUGAAGAUUCUGCCAGUAGUAGUGAUUCUUCAGAAAUAGAAUCAAUUGAAUCAGAUAGUGAUGAUAUUUUAAGCAAGAAGAACAAAGGAAACAAUAGAAAAGAACAAAAGAAUAAUGAAAUGAAAAGUGAGUUAGAUGAUCUACCUCCUAUUGAAGAUUUAAAAAUUAGCAUGCCUGAAGUAUUAUGUGAUCCAUUAGGAGAGGUUGCGUGGAUGGUUGAACAAUUAGUUGUUGUAAAACCAAAACCUGGUAAACCAACAUUGAAUUUAGAUACAAUUUUAUUUAUUGACAAAGGACAGAGAACAUUAGGAAAAAUAUUUGAUGUUUUUGGACAAGUAAAUGAACCUCAUUAUUGUGUGAGAUUCAACAGCUCUAAACACAUAACAGAAUGUAACAUUACAGUAGGAAUGAGCGUUUAUUAUUGUCCAAAUACAGAAUACACUUCUUUAGUAUUCUUGCAUGAAUUAUUGAAAAUCAAGGGUAUUGAUGCAAAUGCAGAUGAUCCCCCAGAGUUUUCAGAUGAUGAAGAAGAACGGAUUUAUUAUGAACAACAAAAAGCAAAACAAACAAAUAAUAUUAAUCAAACUGAUAUUCCAUCUAAACGAAAGCGUAUUUCAAAUGAACCUGCUACUGGUUGGCAGUUAAAUCAUCCAUGGAAUAGAAAUAUGCAGAAUCAAAGAAGAGGAUUUUAUAGACGAGUAGAUAAGCGAUUUCCUACUAUGCAAACAAAAAACCAGUCCCAAAAUUUAUGGCCACAAUUUUAUCAAAAUAGAAACGAACCAUAUGAACAUGGAAUGCAUUCAUUGCAAUAUAUGCAAUAUAUGAACUAUAAUAGUGGUGUUAAUCAAAAUUUUUAUGGCUCGCACAAUUAUUACAAUGAAAAUGCUUCAUAUCUAAAUCCUAAAAUUCCUUUCAAUUCAUGUCCAAGAGUUCCUCCACCAGGGUAUGUAACACCACAGAAUCAUCCGAAUUCAUCUACAAACGUAAGAUUUCAACCUGCAAACAUAUCUUGGCUACCACAAAUGCCACAAGUGCCACAAGUUCCUAUUAGAAUGAAAUUACCAUGGAUACCUGUACCACCAUCUCCACCUCCUCCACCUCCUCCACCAACUUCGUCAUCGUCAAAUACUAUUUAAACAUUGGUAAUGUAAUUAUUUAUGUCAUAUUUUUUAAUUUAGUUUUAUAUAUAAAUAUUAUUUUGAAAGUAAAAGAGAAAUAGUCAUAUAUAUAUUAAAAUAUAUAUGUAUGAAGUAAUGACAAAACUAUUCUUAUUAUAUAUUAAUUAGUAAACUAUGAGCUAUAA
Frieseomelitta varia is the source of this 2007-nucleotide messenger RNA. Its product is annotated as H/ACA ribonucleoprotein complex non-core subunit NAF1. Gene Ontology annotation, cellular component: sno(s)RNA-containing ribonucleoprotein complex. Bases 107 to 1840 code for a protein of 577 amino acids. The transcript has 6 exons. Lineage: Eukaryota; Metazoa; Arthropoda; Insecta; Hymenoptera; Apidae. The record is from RefSeq and is a predicted model, not a curated record. Gene Ontology annotation, biological process: box H/ACA snoRNP assembly; ribosome biogenesis; pseudouridine synthesis. Gene Ontology annotation, molecular function: RNA binding.